Molecule: messenger RNA, 1772 nt
Organism: Trichobilharzia szidati
Lineage: Eukaryota; Metazoa; Platyhelminthes; Trematoda; Strigeidida; Schistosomatidae
Source: the annotation of a GenBank genome assembly
GUGAAGGCCGAUGAGCGCCACUUUCACAAGUAUGUGAACAUGUGCAGUGAUACACAUCUUCAGGCCAGAUAAAACUCACAGCAGUUGGACAAUUCCCUUAAACCGUGAAUCAGUGUGAUGGACAUUCAAAAUUUUAUCCGGUUCCUAUUAAUUAGAAUAUUUUUCGCUCUUCUUAUACUAUCAAUUAUUAUGAAAGUUAUGAAGGAGAAGUUUAUCACAUGGUUGUAUGGCCAAAACUCUGAUUCAGGUAUGUCUGUGCUAACAAGAGGAUAUAUGCUGUCUGAAAUGCUGACAACAAAACUGUACAAUAAUUCAGUGAUAACCAGUUUUCAACCGUCGACAAGUAACAUGUAUGGCGAUCCAAUACUGAUAACCGUGUCAAGCAUUAAAUCUACUAAGUGUUGUGUAUUACGCGAUAUUGCCUUAUCGUCUUUUCACAAUGCUCUUAUUGGUGAUCAUAAUGCUCUUAAAGACUAUAUUGUUAGUAAUGCCACUGAGAAAUAUACACUAAAGCCUGGCAGUCAAGAGAUAUCCGUAUCUGCAAGUGUCCAGUUGUCUUCUGAUAAUUUGAAACGUAACACCUACUCACUUGUUAUCGGUCUUGUAUCUGGUGCUUCAGAUUCAUCAGUUGAAGAAAUAGACAUAUCAUGCUACAUUAUUCAUGUGAAGAUACGAAAAGAAGAAAAUGUGGAUACAAGUAUCAUGUAUACAUUUUGGAAAACUAAUUGGAAUCGUUUAUUAAUACCACAAAUUCUAUUUGAUGCUGGUCAAGAUGCCAAUAAUAAUAAUACGGAAGAACAAACAGUCCUACCUCCUAUGAAGACAACUGAUACCUUGGUGGUAGACAACGGUGAUAAAGACGAUCACAAAACAUGGAGACCGUGUUGUUUUAUAUGCCUAUCCUCCUCCUCGGACAGUACAUCAUCCAGUCUACGUGUUCUCCUGCCAUGUCGUCAUGCAGCUGUCUGUCAUGAUUGUUUUCAAUCCCUUCACAAUUCAGCUAUGUCUUCAGCGCCUCAUCAUCUUAUCGGAUUGUUAACUUGUCCACUUUGUCGAACACCGAUCAAUUCGACACUGUUAUUACCAGUGGAAUCAACAGAUUGUGCGGCAACCACAACAGGGAAUUUCGGUGAUGAUGUAGCCACUGCCACUUCUACUCCUAGUACCAGCAGCAGCAGCAGCAGCAGCAACGGUGGUGUGAGAAACCGUCGUCAUGAAAUUCUCUCCUACUAAUAUAUUCUUGUAAAGCUUUUUUUUUAAUUUUCAAUUCUUAUUGUUUCAAUAUUAUGAGGUUUAAAGUUUUAAUAUUACAAUUAUUAUUGUCGCAAUGGAAUUUAUGAAUUGCAACUCUGUAUUCACUGAUCACUUCACUGAACACUAUUUUCAGUCGAUGAAUAUAGGGGAUGGUGGAGCACAUAACACACCGCACAUACGGCAACAAUAUCUAAAUGUUUGAAAAGUAAAUCAAUAACUUUUCAUCUUUUUUAUGAUAAAGCACAUUCUCAUCAGUCUUUCAUCUAUGUAAACGUCUUGUUGAAACUGUCAGCGUUCACAAACCAUAAUCACCGGAUAUGUGUUCAGUGUGAAGGAAUGACUGGAAAAAAGUGAGCGUAUGUUGAUGAAAUUGUUGGAUUGGAAUAAUCUUCAACCGUUGAGUUGGUGAUUAUCUUAGAAAAAAAUAACAAGGUCACUUCAGUCUUCACAUUUUUGAGAUGUCUCUCUUUUUUUUUCUGUACUAUCCCUUACAAAAUAGGAUAAAUAUAAAAUUCGUA